CAGCAGCAGCGACGGUGCAAGCUUUUAACGCUGGUUUUAUUUGUUUAGUUUUUUUUGUUUGUUAAUUGGACACGUUAAAGAAGAACAUCAUCGUAACAUUUAGAGGUGGUAGUUCCAUCACAGCUGUUCUGUCACAGGCGUGUCACAGGCAUCCUCACUGACUGGAACAGUAGGCAGCGCCAUCAUCAGUGUAACAGCGGGCAGCGUCGUCUAUGGCGAAAAACAGCUACUUCAGACCGAGCAGAUAGCUGCUGAAACCCCGGAUCAGACAGCAAAAACAUCUACAGUGACAAUACAGUACGUCAGCCCUUACUGCUGUCGAAACAUUGGAGCAAAGUGAGAAGCGGCAGCAAGUUGACGAAACCUGAUACUGACAUAACUACACAUUCAAAUCAAAUGUACUGAACAAUUCAUAAACAAGUACUUGGAUUUUCUUCAGUUUCUUUAUAAUUACAUGAGAUUGUCAUUGCUCAAGAUGGAUGCAACAGGCAAACCGUUAAGGAUCCCCCCUGAAAUGUCUAUGUAUGCAGAGAAGCAUGAGAUAUUCGACCUUAUCCAGACCCUAGUGGAAAGCCUGGUGAUUGACAAACCAGAAGAUCCCAUUCAGUACAUGAUAGACGUGCUGAAGAGAGAAAGGAUAGAAGUGCCAAGAGUUGUGAUACUGGGCCCACCAGCCUCUGGGAAAACAACAGUGGCUAAAAAGUUGUGCGAGCACAUCGGUGCUGUUCACAUAACCUCGAGUCGCAUCCUUAAGGAUGACACCGAGCUGACCAGAGCCACGAAGCAGAACACAGAGCAGAGUCAGGAGAUCCCACAAGACCUCUGGAUCAAGCUGAUUGAGAAACGGCUAUCAAGGCCUGACUGUGUGAGACGGGGUUGGUUGCUAGAGGGCAUCCCCAAAAGCAGAGAAGAGGCGCUGUGUCUGCAGGCAUCGGGCUUCGCCCCCAAGCAUGUUGUGAUGCUGCAGGCACCCGAUGACGUCCUGACUGAAAGGAGUCUGGGCAAAAGGAUAGACCCUGUCACAGGAGAUGUGUACCACCUGACGUUCAUGUGUCCUGCGAGUGCCGGGGUAGCUCAGCGUCUCGAGAGGCCAGAUUGCCUGAUGGAGGACAAGGAAAUAUCCCGUCAGCUGCAGGCGUACCACCGGAAGGUCCAGGGUCUACAGGACACCUACGGUUACUGCCUAAAGAUCAUUGAUGCUGACCAGCCCCAUGAAGAUGUCUUUGAUCAAGUGUUGAGCUACAUCCUGUCUAGACAUCGCUCCGACGCGCCUCACACUCCCCGAAUCCUCUUGUUUGGACCACCGGGAUGUGGGAAGAGUCUCCAGGCCGGCUCGCUUGCCCAGAAAUACAACCUCGUCGAUGUUUGUUGUGGUGAACUUUUGAAAGCAGUGGCGGCGGAUGAGAGCAGUAUGGGAGAGCUCAUUAAACCCUUUCUGGAGUCAGGACGGCAAGUCCCUGACAACAUGGUGCUGAAGAUCCUGACUGAGAGACUGAGCAGGCUGGACUGUACCACACGCGGUUGGGUUCUUCACGGCUUCCCUCGUGAUGUAGAACAGGCUGAGAGGCUGCAGGAGUCCAACAUUCUCCCUAGCAGGGUCUUCUUUUUGGAGAUGAGCGAUGAUGUCGCUCUGGAGCGACAGACCCUCAGGUUCACCGAUCCGGUAACAGGAGACAGGUUUCACUCGUUGCACAAUCCUGCCCCAAGUGCCAAAAUCCAGGCCCGGCUACAGCGCAACCCACGGGAUGCAGAGACCGAAGUGUGCAAGAGGGUGCAGGAGUACCGCAGCCACGUGGCUGCCCUGAAGGCUUUCUACCCCCAGGCUGUGCAGGUCAGCGCUGAUCAGCAAGCCCACACUGUGUUCGAGUGCCUGGAGAGCGGGAUGGUGGGCCGUCCUUCCAAGGGCCUGCCUGAAUUAAACAUCCAAGCCCUUUCUGGCUCCUCUGGUCCGUAAUCACUCCCUGCUUGUUGACCCCAGCUGAUCACAGGGGAGUACAGCAGGCCGGCUAAUUAUACACAUGUUUAAUUAAUGUCGCAAUAAAACGCAGCCUGUCCGGGCUCUUUGUCAGGGGUAGUAUUAGUCCCGCUUCAGUAGUCUUAUGCUAAGGAGCAAGGGCUGCUCUGAUUAUCAAGCCCUCCCUCUGUCUUUCUCUCUCUCUCUCUCUCUCUCCACAUGCAGAGGUCAGUCGACUGGCUCCCAACGGGGAGGAAAGGAGUUAAGUGCACUGGUUAGCGAGACGUGUUAACAGCCAAGCUUUAAACUCCCCUCAGAUACCGUGCCAUGACAGGCAGACAUUGACUUAAUUAGAGCGAAUGAGCUCCAGAAUAUGCAUCAGCUCUGAAUACAUAAACAGCCAGUACGAAGAAGAAAUGGCAUGCUUUUUUCUUUUUUUUUUUCUUUUUCUUUUAAACUGAUCUCAGCCCGCUCUGUUGCAGGAAGAAUAUGUUUACUCCCCAAACAAAGAUUUUACAGGAUAUCUUGAAGGAAUACAGCAAAGCAGAUGAUGAAAUAAACUUUACUAAAUGAGAAACGCACUCUUUAGUGCUUGGAUAUUUCCUUCACAGAUGCUGCAAAUAUUUAGAUAAGCCACCUUUUUUUUUUCAAGCGCAAACACAUUUUAUUUCUCUAAAUGCAUCAUCUGGGUUGGUCAUCUCUGAUUCUUGAUAAUA
Clarias gariepinus (North African catfish) is the source of this 2670-nucleotide messenger RNA. It is a transcript of the gene ak8, whose product is annotated as adenylate kinase 8. The record is from RefSeq and is a predicted model, not a curated record. Gene Ontology annotation, molecular function: AMP kinase activity; nucleoside diphosphate kinase activity; ATP hydrolysis activity. Bases 455 to 1954 code for a protein of 499 amino acids. Gene Ontology annotation, biological process: nucleoside triphosphate biosynthetic process. Gene Ontology annotation, cellular component: cytoplasm. The transcript is spliced from 14 exons. Lineage: Eukaryota; Metazoa; Chordata; Actinopteri; Siluriformes; Clariidae.